Messenger RNA from Ambispora leptoticha, 244 nucleotides. NCBI's taxonomy places the organism in Eukaryota, Fungi, Glomeromycota, Glomeromycetes, Archaeosporales, Ambisporaceae. The record is from the annotation of a GenBank genome assembly.
UUCCCAACAAAAGGAUUAUAUCUUCCAAGAUUUAGUCGAAGAAGAAAUUGCUUUCCGAGGAAAAGAUAUCGAAGAAGAUAAAUAUAAUCUUUUAAAAAUCAGCAACACCAUUUCCCUAACUGGAUUUUCUGGUUUGGAAGGCUGGGCUGAUAACCCUCUUGAUUCUUUUGAUAAGAUGUUCCGGGUGGAUUGUAAUACAGUCUUUUCCUCUAUAGUUACACCUCUCGGGACAUCAAAGAUAUGA